Molecule: messenger RNA, 1869 nt
Organism: Myripristis murdjan (pinecone soldierfish)
Lineage: Eukaryota; Metazoa; Chordata; Actinopteri; Holocentriformes; Holocentridae
Product: C-type lectin domain family 4 member M-like
Exons: 6
Coding region: 154-1005 (283 amino acids)
Source: RefSeq, a predicted model, not a curated record
CUCACCGUGCCGCAGCUGAAAGACAAAGUUAUUUUUUUUACUUUUUCAUUUAAUUUUUUAAAACUAAAAUGUCGGGCGGUGCGGACUGCGAGGGCUCUUACUCCAAACUGAUAGACGACGAGGUUUAUUUCGACGAGCUGAGCCGCAGAGCAGAUGUGGGACACAGCGCGUCUCCAGGUCAAGCUGUCGGUGCGGCCGAGCGGCCCGGGCCUCUACCGCCUGGCCACCAUCUGCCUGGCCGCGCUCUGCGCCGUCCUGCUCAUCUCCAUCAUCGCCGUCGCCGCACACAAUAAGAAGACGGCAGCGGGAGGCGGCGAGCAGAGCUCGGCGGGGACGGACCCUCAGGUCCAGAGGCAGAGGCAGGACGUGGCGAACAUCACGGCGCUGACCGCCGCGCUCAGCAAACUGCAGCAGGAGAAGGUCGAGCUGCAGCGGGAGAGAGACGAGCUGCUCGCCAAACUCAACGCCAAGCCCGCCACCACAGCUCCUGAGGUGAUCAAGCCACGAACAGCAGCGACAACAACGACAACAACAACGACAGCGCCACCUAUCGUCUGCCCAGACGACUGGCACCUCUUCAACAGCAGCUGCUAUUUCAUCUCCAGAGUCUCCAGAGACUGGAUGGAGAGCCAGACCUUCUGCCAGAGCAAAGGAGGCCACCUGGCCAUCAUCCACAGCGCCGAGGAGCAGACGUUUCUGUGGGAGCUGCUCCCCAGAGGCCACUGGAACGCCUACUGGUUUGGGAUCAGUGACGAGCACACGGAGGACGAGUGGAAGUGGGUGGACGGCACGCCGCUGGUCGGAGGUUUCUGGGAGGAGGGCGAGCCCAACAACCACAUCGACGAGGACUGCGGCUACAUCGUCAAAACCCGCAAACUGGAGCGCGUGGCGGUGAAGAGCUGGUACGACGCCCCCUGCACCAUGUACUGGCCCUUCAUCUGCGAGAAGGAGAUAGGAACCGCCGCCGCCAACACCACCGCCACCGCCGCAGCAGCAGCUCAGUAACACCAGGAGGAAGGACGGUGAGGCGGUGGGAAGUUUGUCAGCUGUUAACACGCCGGCAGGGGAGCUGCUGCUUUUCUCACUUUGCUCGUAAAAACCGAGAGUCAGAGAGGUCGGCGUGCUCCAAAUGAAAAGCAGAUUUCACCGCCUGCACGCUGCGAGAGCGCUCGACCCAGCGUCUCUGCAGCUUCAGUCCGACCUGCUGAACUGAUCAACCAGCUGCCGCACUCCUGCUCCUCUCCACACAUGAGAGGAGCUUUUUUUUAUUAUUAUUAUUAUUGUCCAGAACAAUCACAAGAUGCCUUAUCAUUCCUACAGUCAGGUGACUUUUAUUUCUCCUCUGUGAAAGCCUUGGUCGAGGAUGAUGGUGCUCACACAGACGAAAGGUGUGUUAUGGCUUUGCUGCAGUGUCUCUGUGCUUUAAGCCACAUCUUGUGCAUCAGGGAUCAGUUUCAUUCAUUUUUUCUUAACACGUGAAAUUAAAAUUAAACUUCUCAUCAAACAGGGACGAUGUCACUUUUGCAGCUCUCUUUAGCUCGCUGCACGCCGUCCGGUCUCUUUCCACUGCGCAUCAAAUGAAAGUCACUGCAUUCAUUCGAUGGAUGUAUGAAUAUGUAUAAUAUGAUUUAAUGUUUUAGUGAAGAAACCACUGCAGAAAAACAGAUGCUUUGUAUUUCCUAUAAUGCACUUAUACAUAUCAGUGAUUUAAGGUGUUCAUCAGGCUGUCUUUGUUUGCUGUUUGUUUGUUUGGUUGAUUGAGUCUUUAUUGUCCACACAUGAAUCAAAGAUGUGAAAUUAUACAGAAAUGUGUUCUGUGAGUUUUGUAAAUAAGAGAAUAAAAAAAUAAAGAUAAUUUCUGUAAGUGAA